Molecule: messenger RNA, 776 nt
Organism: Juglans regia (Persian walnut)
Lineage: Eukaryota; Viridiplantae; Streptophyta; Magnoliopsida; Fagales; Juglandaceae
Product: E3 ubiquitin-protein ligase RHA1B-like
Exons: 1
Coding region: 139-690 (183 amino acids)
Biological process (GO): protein ubiquitination
Molecular function (GO): ubiquitin protein ligase activity
Source: RefSeq, a predicted model, not a curated record
CAACCCCUCUCUCUCUCUCUCUCUCUCUCUCUCUCUCUGUGAAAACUCUAUAAAAUCUCUCUCUCACAGAAGCGAAUUAGCUAAAGUUCUCUCUCGUUGAGAAAAAGGUCCAUUUUCUUCUACCUCCGAGCUAGCUCCAUGGGCUUCCCAGCCGGGUACAGUGAGGUUUUCUUACCAAACAUCUUUCUCCAGGCACUUUCCCUUCUGGGUUUCAUAAGAAAUCUUAUUUUCUCGCUCUUUCACUUCUUGGGUCUCUCGGACUUCCUCGAAACCGACGCAAUUUGGCCGGACGACGCGACCCGGAUGCCCGAACACAAACCCAAACAUAUGUCCGCGCUCCUGAUCCAGGAAUUUCUGCCCGUGAUGAAGUUCCAGGACCUCGCGGAGUCUGCCGGUCCCGGGGACCUGCCGGAAAGCUGUGCGGUUUGUCUGUACGAGUUCGAGGGAGGGGAAGAUAUCAGACGGUUGAGGAAUUGCGGGCACAUUUUCCACCGGACUUGUCUGGACCGAUGGAUGGACCAUGAUCAGAAAACCUGUCCUCUGUGUAGGACCCAGUUUGUGCCUGAGGAGAUGAACGAUGAGUUAAUCAAUCAACGGCUUUGGGCUGCUUCCGGUGUGCCUGAUCCUUACAGUGAGUACAGUCAUGAUACAGUCCGGUUCGAGGGUUUCUUGUACGGUGGGGGUCAUUGAAUUGAACAUUUUGUAAUGUAAAUAUACAUCUAUGCAUGAGAAAAUGGUAAUAUUCAAAAAAAUAAAAGAAAUUAGAGAAUUUAGAA